This is a messenger RNA of Paralichthys olivaceus (Japanese flounder), 1252 nucleotides long. The record is from RefSeq and is a predicted model, not a curated record. Lineage: Eukaryota; Metazoa; Chordata; Actinopteri; Pleuronectiformes; Paralichthyidae.
GUGUAUGGAGGAAGCUCUCCAGCGCUCACAGGACCACAGUCACUCCCCUGACCUGAAGGUCUCCAUAUUGCUGGACUACACCCGCGGAUCACGAGGGCAGAUCAACUCGAGGACCAUGCUGCUGCCGCUGCUGCAGCGCUUCACCUCUCAGAUGCGCGUCUCUCUGUACCACACGCCGGACCUGAGGGGGCUGCUGCGGCUGCUCGUCCCCCAGCGCUUCAACGAGACCAUCGGCGUCCAGCACAUCAAAGUGUACCUGUUCGACGACAGCAUCAUCAUCAGCGGGGCCAACCUGAGUGACUCGUACUUCACCAACAGACAGGACCGCUACGUGCUGCUGGAGAACUGCAGGGAGGUCGCUGACUUCUUCUCCGACCUGGUGGAGGCCGUGGGGGACGUUUCCCUGCAACUGCGGCCCGACGACUCAGUCACCAUGCUGGAGGGCAUGGUGCACCCGUACAAAGACAACAGACAGGAUUUCUCAGCGGCAGCGAGGGCACGCAUCAUGGAGGUCAUGAACACGGCACACACGAAGCAGCGGCUCCUGAACCGGUCAGAGGACUCCGAGGACGAGGGGAUGAGCGAGGGGGAGGAGGACACGUGGGUGUUCCCUCUGGUGCAGAUGAAACCUCUGGGCAUCCAGGUGGACGAGCAGGUCACACAGCGUUUGCUGACAGACGCGGGGCCGGACUCCACCGUUUUCCUAACGUCGGGCUACUUCAACCUGACGCGGGCGUACAUGCGGCUGGUGCUCGGAGCCGGGACCAACUAUCGCAUCCUAACCGCCUCCCCCGAGGUUAACGGCUUCUUUGGGGCCAAGGGCGUCGCCGGAGCGAUCCCCGCCGCGUACGUCCACAUCGCCAGGCAGUUUUACAACCAGGUGUGCCAGCUGGGCCAACAGGAGAGGGUUCACCUGCACGAGUACCACAGGCCUCAGUGGACGUUCCACGCCAAAGGUCUGUGGUAUUACCUCCAGGGGCAGGAUCGGCCCUGCCUCACUCUAAUUGGCUCCCCCAAUUUCGGUUACCGCUCAGUUCACCGUGACCUGGAGGCCCAAAUCGCCAUAGUAACAGAGAAUGAGGAGCUGCAGAGCCAGCUGCAGGAGGAGCAGGAGACGUUGUAUCAGCGCUCCAGCGAGGUGUCCAGCUCCACGUUCGAGCGGCCGGACCGCCACGUCAAGCUGUGGGUGAAACUCGUCACCCCCCUCAUCAAGAAUUUCUUCUGAGACGCCAUCAGGUGCAAACACACACAC